ACAGUAACAAGCCUGUCCCAAAAUAGUCCUGGUUCUCCACAUAAUGGUUAAAGAUCGGAUCUUUCUACUAACUCUUACAUGCUCCAUCUUUAUGUUGCUUGUUGGCUGUGAUGAUUUUCUAGAGGUCCGCUCGCUAGAAGAUAACAUGAAGGCUCAAGAAGAAAAAGAACUGAUUGAAGCUCUUCAGGAGGUUCUUGAAAAACUGAAAAACAAACAGAUUCCCACUGCAGAGAAAAAGUUUGGUUGGGUUCCCUCGUGUGACGCAGGUGAGCAGUGUGCAGUACGAAAAGGUGCACGUUUUGGGAAGCUGUGCAGCUGUCCAGGAGGAACCACCUGCAGUUUCGCCAUUCUCAAGUGUUUGUAAAGCAAGUGUCACACUUCAGCAUUUUACCAUAAAUGAUAGGCUAGUAAUGUUUAUUUCAUGUCACUGUUGUAACAAAUAGCCUAUUUUAUCAUAAUGAAAAGCCACAUCAAAUAAAUGCAUGCAGUUUUGUAUAUGUCUCUGUUAUUGUUUACGACAUGAGUCAAAAAUUAAUUGUACAAACAUGAUGUAUCAUAUAAAACAAGCAGGACUAUUUAAUGAGAUCUUGUGGUUUAAUGGCCACCAGGUGGCGCAAUUGUUUUCAC
Triplophysa rosa is the source of this 627-nucleotide messenger RNA. RefSeq names its product cocaine- and amphetamine-regulated transcript 1 (gene cart1). Gene Ontology annotation, molecular function: neuropeptide hormone activity. Gene Ontology annotation, biological process: G protein-coupled receptor signaling pathway; adult feeding behavior; positive regulation of MAPK cascade. The coding region runs from base 44 to 364 and encodes 106 amino acids. The record is from RefSeq and is a predicted model, not a curated record. Lineage: Eukaryota; Metazoa; Chordata; Actinopteri; Cypriniformes; Nemacheilidae. The transcript is spliced from 3 exons.